Molecule: messenger RNA, 1300 nt
Organism: Episyrphus balteatus (marmalade hoverfly)
Lineage: Eukaryota; Metazoa; Arthropoda; Insecta; Diptera; Syrphidae
Gene: rho-7
Product: presenilins-associated rhomboid-like protein, mitochondrial
Exons: 7
Coding region: 127-1176 (349 amino acids)
Cellular component (GO): membrane
Molecular function (GO): serine-type endopeptidase activity
Source: RefSeq, a predicted model, not a curated record
ACUUUGACAUUUCUCCGAACACACAAAAACAUGCCAAGUUGAACUUCCAAAUUCCAAACCGAAUAAAAUACGAUUUCUUUUUCGAUAAACGGGCUUUAAAAAAAUCAUAAAAAAUAGAUUUCCAAAAUGUUAGCAAUGAAUUGUCUUUAUCGAGGGUUUACCCCUCAAUUAAGACAUGCUCCCAACAUCGCACAAUUGCCUAUGUUGCAUCAUUCAAAGAUUCCCCAAUUCACAUCUCGAGCUAUACGUAGCAGUGUUCGCAAUAACAAUGCGCCUCGUGCUCGCUUACAAACAACACCAUUUGAUAAUUACCCAGUGAAUAAUGGACCUGUCCCAUCCGGAAACAUCGUAAAAGCUUUCAUAUUCACUGGAGCGUUCAGUGCGGGAUGCUUUUUAGGUGCCACAAUCUGUGAAUACGAAAGAGCCCGCAAUCAUAUGCUAGAACAUGCCAAGAAAGCUAAAUUCCCAUGGAUUCGAAGAUCUGACGAUGGCAGGAGCCAGUUUAGUCAACUAAAGAGGGAAUUCAAUGCACUGUGGGAUAAACUAAGUGCUGGCGAGAAGGUAUUCGUGCCGUUGUGUGCCUUAAAUCUUCUAGUGUUUGGACUCUGGAGAGUUCCUCAAAUGAAAAAUGUUAUGAUGACGUAUUUCUGUUCAAAUCCCGCCGCACGUGUUGUCUGUUGGCCCAUGUUCCUCUCCACAUUUAGCCAUUAUUCUUUGUUUCAUAUAUUCGCAAAUAUGUAUGUCUUACAUAGUUUUUCCAAUGCAGCUGUUUUAUCACUUGGCAGGGAACAAUUCCUGGCAGUCUAUUUAAGUGCUGGUGUUAUUGCUAGUUUGUCUAGUGUUAUUGUUAAAACAGUAACAUCCACCGCUGGUUUGUCUAUUGGAGCGUCAGGUGCAAUUAUGACGAUUCUAGCUUAUGUUUGUACACAAUAUCCAGAAACACAAUUAAGCAUUCUAUUCCUUCCCAUGGUUACUUUUUCAGCGGGUUCGGCGAUAAAAGUUAUAAUGGGACUUGAUUUAGCUGGUGUUUUGCUUGGAUGGAAAUUCUUUGAUCAUGCUGCACAUUUGGGAGGAGCUGUUUAUGGAGUAUUCUGGGCUUACUUUGGUCAUGAGGUUUGGCAAAAGCGAGUAAGGUUUCUCAGUCUUUACCAUGAUUGGCGAAAAACAAAUCAUUAAUGCUCAACAAAGCAAAAAAAUAAAUAGAAUUAGAAAACAUUUUAACAUUUAAUUUAUUUAGUUGUUAAAAUUUUAACAAAUUUACUACAAAAUAAAAACAAAUAUUAGCUAUUUUGAUUUUUAA